AUGUCCAAAGGAAAAUGGGCUCUCGCCGCCCUCCUGACCCUCUUUUGUCUUGAAUUCACCCAUUCUCGCGCAGUGAGUUUGUUCUUUUUUAUCAGAAAAUUGAGUGUAUGACGUCAUCGUGCUGUGCUGCCACCUUAUAAUCUUUUCAAACAUUCAGAGAGACGCGUUUAAAAGAGUCAAAAAAUUCCAGAUCAGAUCCUGUUCUGAAAAUAGAAACUGAUAAUUAAACUUUCAGAUCGACUCAACUCCUUCUCCGAUCGGUUUCGAUCAACCCGACGAAAAAGAAGACAAUGCCACCGAGGAAACUCUCGGCAACCCGAAAAAGGAAGACCUCGUCGUGCAUCUUGCCACUGUUCGGGUAGCCGGUCUUCGGUUAGAGGCCGCCUUCGAUGCUGAUGAUAAUGUUGUACUCGGACACAAUAAGUGAGUGCAGAGAGCUAACAACAGCUUAAAAUAAACUCAAAAUGUUUGAAGAAAGCACAAUGUCAUCAUAAAGCCCGAAGAGAAUGUGCGCGUUGUUCUCUUUGGUCAAAAUUUUCAAGAUGUCGGCGCAGUUUCGUUCACAGCAGAUGGAACAUGCACAGACAUGGAACACUUCCGCGAGGCCGACUUCUCUUCGAUGACGUUGACUCGAUUGGUUGUGGAAAUGGCAUUCCCAGAGUUAGCGCAUUCAUAAAUACCUGCAAAACGUUGGUUUUACAGAUCAAACGCAACUUCGUAUAAACUCUGCGUGUCUGAAAAGUUCUACGCGUUUCCGAGAUUCGCAGUUCUAGAGGAUCCAUUCACGACGGUGACGACUGAAAUUCCACCAGAGGAGCCAUUCCUUCCCUUGUACAUAUCGGUAAAUGAAUAAUUCUUGUUUCCCCGUAUCAUCGUCUGUUAAGGUUCCUGCACUCGUCAUUCUUCUGUGUCUUUCCGGUCUAUUCUCGGGACUCAACCUCGGAUUGAUGACUCUCUCUCCUUACGAACUUCAGCUGUACAUUGCGAGUGGAACGGAGCACGAAAAGUGGUGUGCCACGAAGAUUCUUCCACUCCGCAAGAAAGGAAAUCAACUGCUUUGUACAUUGCUCAUCGGAAAUGUUAUUGUCAACGUCGGAGUUUCUCUUCUUCUUGACAAGAUUCUUGGAAGUGGAGGCAUCGUUCUCGUGAGUGCGACUGCUGCCAUCGUACUGUUCGGAGAAAUCAUCCCGCAAGCGGCGUGCGUCAAGUGAGCUAGUUUUCCCUGAUUCUAUUGACUAAAAAAUCGUUUCUUUCAGAAUUGGACUCACAAUUGGAGCAUAUACGGUUCCGAUAACUCAAGUUCUGCUGGUCCUCAUGUGGAUCCUGACAAAGCCAAUCGCUGUGGUAGGAGAAAAAUGAUUUCUGGAAGAUUUGUCAAAAACUACUUCCAGAUCCUGGAUAUUUUCCUCAAAGAAGAACUGACCAGAUCAUUGGAGCGAAAUAAGCUGGUGGAAAUGUUGAAAAUGUCGGAGAAAACCGUAAUCGGCGGUACAUCGGACGAAUUCAAAAUGGUGCUUGGAGCACUGGAGCUGUACGACAAGACCGUCGCCCAUUCGAUGACCCGCUACGAAGACAUAUUUAUGCUCCCAAGUUCUUUGACAUUGGAUGCUCUUAUGGUGAACCAGAUUCUUGAGAUGGGAUACACUCGAAUUCCCAUCUUUGAAGGUAAGUAGAAAAAACGGAGCUUGAGUAAGCAGUGGGCUUGCAGGCGAUCCACAUAACAUCGUUGCUCUUUUGUUUGUAAAAGAUCUUGCUCUUUUGGACCCUAAAGACAAUCACAACGUCAUGAAUAUCGCAAGCAUCUACAAUCAUGAAGUGAGACGAGUUCUGAUUGACAUGCCGCUCCGCAACAUGCUGGAAGAGUUCAAGAAGGUGAUAAUACCCGGAUGAUAUGCUUCUUUCUGUAUACAUACAUUUCUAGGGAGAGUAUCACAUGGCGUUGGUCGAAAAGCUUGUGGAACAAGAAGACAAAGAUCCGAUCUACGAGCUGUGCGGUCUGAUUACUCUUGAGGAUAUCAUCGAGGAGAUCAUUCAGUGCGAGAUUAUCGAUGAGACUGACACAGUCUGCGACAACGUUAAUCGCAAGAAAAGACAACGGAAGAAGGUUAGCGUACCAUUUUAAACCUCCUUUUAACCCUGAUGAGAACUCUUCCUCAAUUGGUUCAGUGGUCUCGAGAAUUUCCUCGUUGAGCAUCAUCGACCACAUUUCAAGUUCAAUUGAAGAGAAAGCUUUCUGAGCAAACUAACUUGCUCCCUAUUUCAAAGCAGCUUCCUUCUAACAAUAACUCAAAAUGCUGAGCACUUUUGGAAAACACAAAAACUUUGUCUGCUCACCAUUCUAUCAAGUCAUUCGUUGAACCUCAAAACAAACCAACCAUCGUUUGAAUAUCUCAAGGACAUUUCUGCCCUAGUUUGCAAAACAUUUCGUGCCUCGAGGCUGCCUCUUUCUCUGCAGUGGGCUCCUUCUAGACCCUCCCCCAAAAGCCACGAGGCCUCACAUCAUUGUCUCGUGUGAUUCUUCGUCUUCUUCGUCUUUCUUCAAGUAGCUGAGGUGACGGAGAUUAUGCUGCAGUUGCCAGUGCCAAAUCAAGGAGGAAGGAAUGUCAGGGAACUUUCCUGUUAUUCCCUCAGAGAUGCAUCCAUAGCUGGGUCUUUUACAAGAACGCCCGUUCGCCAGAUAGAUAGUACUUACUGUCAUUACCUAUUUGCUUUUAUUGUUUUAAUGCUUCUGACAUUUGUUGGAAUGUAUUUCACUAUAUUCUUCAAGACGAGUGACACUGAAUGAAACAAGGUAAACUGAGAACCACUCAUUUUUUCUCAAACUGGUUAUUUCUGAGCGAACAUGUUACACGUCAACGUCUGAAUCUUUAGACAACCAAAAAAGUAGCGAACCAAUCGAGUUGAUGGAAUCAAGUUUUCUGGAAAACUCGAUUUCCGCACUGCUCGCGCCUUCUGUUUUCCCAUGCAAGCUUUUUAUUUCGCUUCAAGUUCGAGGAUCAUCUUUUAUAGAGGCAGAAUAAAAAAAAAUUGUAUAGCAAGAUCUCUGAAUAACAGGAUAGAGUCUGGUAGAUAUAAAACAGAAGCACCAAUAUAACAUACGGGAAAGAGAAAGAGCUAAAGAUGACUCAUGCCGCCAACGAGAAGCAGAAUUGUUCUCUAUUGUUCCCAAGACACAAAGAAUAUAAAAUUAUAUUUUGCAGAACCACGACAUGUCUCAAAUUGUAAAUACGGCCAACGUGAAGUGCGUGAUCAACAUCCAGUUGUUGGCUGUGACCAUUCAAGUCAUGAGUACUUGCCACUCAAUUUUCGGAAGCCCUUACAUCUUUCCCACCAUCCUCGAGAAACUCAUCCGAAAGAACUGCAAGAAGGUUUGUGUGCAAUCUAAUUGCGGAAUGCGUCGCUUCUCUAAUUGUCAUGCACGUCGUCAUUUAAGGUCGAGGCUACUCAGUUUUCGUGCCUCAAAGAGCUUGGCGUCGUGCAGCCGAAACCCGCCGCGCUCUACACGAAAGGAGAGUUCAGCAACAAGUUCAUCAUGAUUUUGAGUGGGCGUGCCGUGGUCACCAUUGGAAAGGAAGAAAUGCGGUUAGAAGCAGGAUCCUGGCACGUCUUCGGAACAGAAGUGCUUGAUGCCAUGGUGGCUGCCAUCGAUCGGGCUCAGGCACAGCAAUCAACAGAACGGUCCACGGUUUCUUUGAACGCGGAAGUCACGAACAACGUGAGAAUUGAAACAAAAAUAUGUACUUAUAGUUGUGUUUCUUUCAGGCUAUCGGGUUCAUUCCUGACUUCGAGGCUGUCAUUCUGUACGAAUGCAUUUUCUGCGAAAUCACUGCUCAAGAUCUUUUACUGGCCUACAAUUCUUCGCAAAUUAUGGAGAAGUAUAGCGCCUCACAGCAAUUCUAAAAUACGUUUAAUUUGAAAACUUUCAGCAAUUCGAAAGUACAAGUCGUCAGAUCCAACUCCCGUACCAGUCUUAUCGAAGAAAUCCCGAAGGUUAGCAGGCUGCUUGAAAAAAAUUAAUCAAAUCCAAAAAACUUCCUCAAAAACGUUCACAGUAAUCCCGUUUAGAAGUUUUUAAUUGGUCGCUGCAAAAGAAGAGGCACAUUUGUGUAGCUUCUCAACUGGUAAGGUAAACGUGUGUUCUUCUAAAAUCUUUUGAAUUUGAAAGUUAGUAUUGCAAAUUUGAGUAAAAAAAUUGGUUGCCAAAAAUGUGUUCAAGUGUUGUCAUGCCAUGCUUCCUCCCCUUAUAGACCUGUGAAAAGCUUCUCUUUUCGUUUCCAGAAAAUUUCAAUAACAUUAAUCGUUUUUCAGCAAUGCAUCACUCCCAUUCGAAACGGAAGCGUCAAGUUGCGGACGGUUAGUGAGGGCGAAACGGUCACACUUCUGACAGCCGAUGAGACUUGCAAGUUUAUCAAUGGGAACACUAAUUAG
Molecule: messenger RNA, 4428 nt
Organism: Caenorhabditis sp. 36 PRJEB53466
Lineage: Eukaryota; Metazoa; Nematoda; Chromadorea; Rhabditida; Rhabditidae
Source: the annotation of a GenBank genome assembly